CCGUGUUUCGCCAAACCGUUCUAACACAAAUUUUCUCAUGUUUUGUUGGCUUGUUUAUUGCUAAUUUCAGUUGAAAUGGAGGCAUUUAACCAAUUUAUGUUGGAAUAUCCCGAAUUAAUGUAUGGGGGAGUUGGAAUUACAGCGUUUGUCGCCGGUGGAGCGCUGAUAUACAAAAUUGCCACCAGAAAGAAGCCGACCCAUUCAAAUGUGAACUGCUGGUUCUGUAAUGAGAACACAGUGGUGCCCUAUGGGAACAGGAACUGCUGGGAUUGUCCCAAUUGUGAUCAGUACAAUGGCUUCCAGGAGAAUGGGGAUUACAACAAAAUCAUCCCAGCUCAGUACAAGUCACAUCUAAACCAUGGAGUAUCUGGAAGCCUUCCCUCAUCUGAGACACCCAAGACACAGCAGUGGGUCAACUGUCAGAUGCUGCUGUGCAAGAAGUGCAAUAACAACCAGUCUGCAAAGAUCAAACAGUUGGCCUCAUUUAUCGCAAGGGAUGAUGAAAACUAUGAUGAGGAAAUUGAAGCCUACAAGCACCACUUGGAGCAGACAUAUAAGUUAUGCAAGCCGUGUCAGACAGCAGUGGAGUACUACAUCAAAUAUCAAAACCGCCAGCUACGUACAGUGCUCUUAAGUCAUCAGCUCGAUGCACCAGAGACUCAUUCAAGAGCUUUCUCCCAUUCUCUCUCUUCUCCCAUGGGGGUUACACUGUUAAGGGCACUUGCCUUCCUGCUUUGUGCUUCCCUUGUUGCUACAUCUUUCUGUGAAUUGCCGGACCAGCCUCUUUCACCUAGUGGCCCACAGACAUUAAGUGGUGGGGUCACUACUCCUAAAACCUUCAAUGAAUCCACCCCCAAAAAUGAAAGCAGCGGAGAUGCGCCUGUAUGGCAGGGUCUGCUGGAGCUAAUCCCAAACAAGACCUUAGAAAAUGCCAAGCUAGUGUGGCAAUAUGGAAGGGACAACCAGCUGGCUGUAGUCUCUGUUGGCCUGUUGACUUGCCUCACUGCUAUCUUCUUAGCAGGACCCGUGAGGCUGAGGAGAAUUGAUGCCGCGUGCUCUGUCCUGUGGUUCUUCAUCCUGUGCCUCUACCUUGCCGAGAGCUACUUGACUGGUGCCUCGGGCUGGAUGGACAAAGCCAAGCACAGUAGCGUCUCUCUCUGUUGCCUAGUCAGCUUUGCUGCUGCUGUGUCAACUCGCAAACCACUGGGUCUACGAAGAGGCAAAUAUCGAAGAUACCUUGCAGGCAGCUCUGCAGUCCACCUCUUCAGCAGCCAGCCUCCUUUGCUCUCUACGGACUUAACAGACUCCUUCAUCCCCACCCCGCCCCCGAACCUCUCCAAGCUCAUCAGCUGCCAUAAGAGACAUCGAACAUGCAACGACUCCCCUUCCUCUCUGCCUGGGCGCCUUAGCAGAGCCCUCUCCCUUGGCACCAUCCCCUCCUUCAAAAGGACAGAUUCUGGUUACCUGUUUAGUGGAAGCAAACCAGCCUCACAAUACAAAGACUCCCCGCCCUCAGACUACUUUUCACUGCAGUCUGGGAGCCGCCCGUCAUCACCGAGCCCCUCUCCAACUCCUUCAAUAGCUGGAUCAUGUACAUCCAGUUCAGGUUCUGCCAGACAUCGUCGUCCCCUCAUCAGCCCUGCUCGCCUCAACAUCUGUAGCCAGAAACUGUGGCUUUUCUCAGCAGACCCAGAACCCAAGCUCUCACCCCCACCUGUGUCUCCAUUAUAUUCCACUGUAGGGCCGGCCUCUCCCAUUUACAGUGGCUGCUUUUCCCCUGACAUAUUACCCUUCCAAAGCCAAAAUGAUUUGAGUUUGAGAGACAGCAUGGUGCUUGAUAAGGAAGAGAAAAGUGAGACCGGCAGCUCCUCAGGGUCCUCCACAUGCCUGGUUGGCACUACAACCCAGGGGCUGGAGAGCACUCCUCCUCCAAAAGGUUUUGUGAAGCGUCUUAUCUUGCCGGUGCUUUUAACAGUGAGCCUGACCGCCAACCUGUUCUUCGUCUGCCUCUGUGUGUACCACUACUGGAGAUGAACUGUCGAUGGGUUCUGCUGUUGUUUUUUGUGACCUGCACAGAGUGAGUCGGCCUGUGGCCAUUGACAACCCUGUCAUGUCUGUAGACCUGGAGGUCAUUAAGCAAAGCCAGAAAACAUCACCUUUCUGGCAGUUGCUUGUUAUUUGUUGGUGCUUAGUAAAAAUACAGAUGUCAGCUGAUGGAUUUCCAACAGCAAUAUCUCCCUUUUGAUUGGAGUUACGAGAAUACUGUGCUGAAAACGGAUAUUACGCUUUUAAAUUUGUGGUUCAUGACUGCUUAAAAAUAUUUUUGGCUUUUGUGAUCUGGCCUUGUUUCAUCCAUUGGUUGAUGUACUGCUUCUGUUACUUGAACACAGGUGCAUGUGUAAUUUGAUUUUAAAACGCUCAGUUCUGGAACUGAUGCUUGAUGGCUUUUUAAAAACCAUGCUGUGAAAUGUGCAAUAAACAUUUAAUGUUCAGUCGAUGCUGCUCAGACACAGAGGGUCAUGUCUUACCUACUUACUGUAAAUUCUCAUAUAUAAAAUCUGGUAUUCAAAUAAUGGCAAAGCAGCGAGCAAGUACUCGAAGUGUAAGAGCACUUGCUUUGGGGGGGGGGUUAUUUGUAGCUUAAAACAGCUCACAUGUUAAAUUCAGUAUAAUUUCCACAGCAGAAAUUCAUCAGUACAAAAACAUAAUCAUGUCAUAUUCAUAUUUAUUUUUUGUUUUUGUUUUUUGUAAUUUUUAACUCUAAUUCCAGUAAUUUCUUCUUUGGCAUACAACUGAUCGAUGUCAACAAAACCAACACCACCUGAUGUUUUUUCACACUAAAAGCCAACUUAACAUGAAAAGGCAAAGUGGAACGCCUCACAUGACUCUUGCUGUAAUGAUGGAAUUAGUCCUGUGGAAAUGAACAUUAUACUGAUUUUUUUUUUUUGAU
Xiphias gladius (swordfish) is the source of this 2950-nucleotide messenger RNA. RefSeq names its product transmembrane protein 201 (gene tmem201). The record is from RefSeq and is a predicted model, not a curated record. Gene Ontology annotation, molecular function: lamin binding; actin filament binding. NCBI's taxonomy places the organism in Eukaryota, Metazoa, Chordata, Actinopteri, Istiophoriformes, Xiphiidae. Gene Ontology annotation, cellular component: nuclear inner membrane. Gene Ontology annotation, biological process: nuclear migration along microtubule.